CGCGUUCCGUACAAAGGCGUACGAAACACCGGCAGCACCUUAAGCCGGGUUCUUUCUGCAGAACUACACUUCCCAGGAGGCAAAAGAGCCUUGCGCAUGCGCGUUUCCCGUCUCCAGCAUGGCUACGGUGCUGUCACGGGCGCUGAAGCUGCCAGGCAAAAAGAGCCCAGACCUUGGGGAAUACGACCCUCUCACUCAAGCUGAUAGUGAUGAGAGUGAAGAUGACUUGGUGCUCAACUUGCAGAAGAAUGGUGGAGUCAAAAAUGGAAAGAGUCCUCUGGGGGAGGUGCAGGAUGUGGACUCAGACAUGGAGGUUGGGAUGACAAAGCAGCACCUAUCAGAGGGAAUGGCAGAAGAAUAUCCCAGCGAGGCCACUAGUAUCCUGGAGCAGAAGACAGCCAACUCCAUGAUGCCUUACUUGCGCACGGCUAUCUUCUUGCUCACUGUGGUGGUCUCCAUGAUCCUCGUGCUGGUGUGUGCUUUCCUUAUUCCUUGCCCUCCAAGAGAUUUGCACAAUACCUGGAUCUGCAACUUGGGCCAGGAGGCAGGUGGAGUGCUGUUUCCACCAGAACUUUUUGAUGUAAAUGGUGAUGGCCUUCCUGACAUCCUGCUCUCCUUCACAGCUCUGAAAAAUGCUAGCGUGUUGGGUGUCUCUAAACCGUGGGUAACUGUGAUGGCGCUGUCAGGAAUGAAUGGCAGUACCUUGUGGUCGAGGCAUGUUAAAGAGGAGAUUCGGAGUGUGCAGUGCAAGGGCUUGAGCCUUGGGUCCUCAGCAGAACCCGUUUGUCUCAUUACUGGGACUUCUAAAUUCCUCAGCCUUCUGAGUGCCUCCUCAGGAGAACCCAUCUGGACGCUUGACUCAUCCCAUCUGCCCAGUGGAACCUUGGCUGCUCCAGCUGUAACUGUACCAGACGUGGACGGAGACAGGGUCAGUGAUUUGGUGGUUCUGGCCAUUGGAGAAACACAGCCUGACUUAUGUUUCAUCCUGGUAUCGGGUAAAACUGGAAGCCCUGUGGGAGGACCUGUGAAGUACAGUAUCAAUGGAAAUGGAAAACUGAUUGGACCUCAGGCUCACAUCACCAGCCAUGGAGCAAUCUACAUCUUGUUUGGCUUUGGUAACGUCCAAGCAGUCUCCCUGCAUGAUAUCUUUGCUCAAGCCAGAAACCGGGACAGCUUCCCACCAGUGCUGCAGCGAGAAGAGCCAGAGUGGGAGAAGCACAGAUCUGUCAAUUUGUCAGAGCUUAUUGACAUUUACAGUGGUGGUGUUGAGUUCCUGCAGGCCGUAAAGUCUCCAGAUGGCAACUGCAGUGACCUUCUUGUCACUACUGAGCAUGGUUUGACUUUGCUGCGGGGGCAGGACUUGGAGCCACGCUGGGAUCUGAAGCAGCAAUAUAUCGACAGUCAGCCUUCCCCAGGGUACUUCAGUGAUGAUCAAACCCUGGAUUUUCUGGUCCAGGUACAGAAUGGAAUGAACAUCUCAAAAAAGUUGCUGGUGGUAGAUGGUAAAUUGGGCCUCCCAAUCUGGAGCUAUGAGCUGCCAUGUCACAUGAAAAAAACAGAUGCACUCUCGGUGAUGACUUUAGACAAAAAGUCUGUCUUUCUUUUCUGGGCUAAUGAGAAGCAGUCUUUCUUUAAAAGCUUGGAACCCAGCCCAAGAGUUCACCAUCUUUAUCUCCUUCAUCCUAAUUUCCCUACAGUCCUCUUGGACCUGAGCAAUACCACAGGCACGGUGACUGCUUCAUCCAUUGGAAUCAAUGUUCUUCAAAAAGAUGCAUUUUAUAUCACCGUGACAACAAGCCCCACCUCUGGACACCAGCCAGGGUUUUUGUCGGUCAGCAAACUCCGCCUGAGGUGGGCCCUGAUGGCUCAGAGCCGAGAAGUACCCUUGAAGGAGACUGAUCCCAAAAUCAGCCGUGGCGAAUUGAAACGAUUUCUCUCCAGGAUCAAAUUUACUGAUUUUGCUCACAAGUUCUAGCCAUUUCACUCCUCAGGUUUUUGAGCAAUAGGGAAAAAAGGUGGUCCUCAAUAUCAGCAGACCAAGGUGGUCAGCCAGAUUUCGUGAUGCAUUCAGUGAAUGAAGAAAGGGGACUGAAAGGCCAGCUGCCACUCAUCUUUGUGAAUGGCUAUGUAGUGCUGGGGAGGCUGGACCAGCGACACUCCAGCAUCUUGACUCAAUGGAAUGCUGCUUGACCUGUUCAUUGCUGCUCCCUGUCUGCAUACUUCCUUCUGGGUAGAUUGAACAUACACAUUUAGGCAGAGACACGACUGUGUGUGUGUAUUUAUAUAUAUCUGUAUAUAUGUAUAAGACUUGCUGGGAUUUCCUCUUUUUUUUCCCUCUCGACAAAAUGGCACUUUUUACACCUGCUGCUUUGAUUUGUUUUCUUGCCACAGUGUCCCCAUUGCUCUGUGUACAUAGCCAUUUUGAACAAGUCGUAGAAUCACAGAGUUGGACAUCUAUGAUUCGUCUUGUUCAACCCCCCCCGCCUCUCUAUGCAGGAAACCCCAGAUCUAGAGCAUCCCCAAGAGAUGGCUGUCCAUCCUCUUCUUGAGGACUUCCAGUGAGGGAGAACCCACCUAGGUCUGUUGUCAAACUGUCCUUGCCAUCAAGAAGUUUCUCUUAAUGUUCAACUGAAAUCUCCCCACUUUUUAAUCCAGUCCUGCUCUCCAGGGCACUAGAGAAGAAGUCUUUGCCCUCUUCUACAUAGCAGCACUUCAAGUAUUUGAAAUGUGCUAUCAAGUCCCCUGCCCCUCCCACACCAGCAAACUUCUCUUCCCCAGCUAAGGCCAAUGUUUAACUUCUGUCAGCCAUAUAUUAAAUAACAAAGUAACACAGUAAUUAUUAGCAGAAACGACAGCUACUGUCACCCAUGGAAGAUUGGAUCAGUGAAAAAUAGCAUUAUAUAUUCCGUUAUCAGAAAUAUUACACCAUCAUCUUCUUGAAAAGGAGCUUCCCCUAUCACCAAUCAUCUAAUUCUGUAUGUCCAAAAAUGUGACCUCCACACACUGGCCCCAUCUGUACUAUACAUAUAAAGCACUAUGAUAUCACUUUAAACAGUCAUGGCUUCCCCCAAAGAAUUCUGGGAACUGUAAUUUGUAUAGUGCAGAUGGGGCCUUUCUGUUUGAAGAGUGUGUGUUUCUCUCAUACACACACAUGCACACCCUGGCAAAGGACACCUUGGGUGCUCUUUCCUUACUGCCAGUGAUAUUUGGUGAUGUUAAUAGGGAAGCAGACUUUGUACACAUGAUUGCUUUAAGAAAUAAUUGGAAGUGAUAUUGUAGAGCAGUUGUUUCUCAUAGUACAUAUGUUGCUUUUUGUGACCCACCAUCUUUGAUUAAACUAGCAAGGUUUUGUAGCACUUCAAGGUGGGCUCCAGAAAAUCAGUCCUGUGCCUGCUACUGGGAGUAAGCCCCAUUGAACUCAAUGGGACUUACUUUUGAGUAGACAUGUCCAGAGUGAUGCUGUAGAUAAACCAAAGCUAGCUUCCAGAAGUGUGACCGGUACUGAUGAAAAAAUGAAUACUUUUUUGUAUGACUGUUAUGGAUACUAUUGGAUGCUGGCCAAUAAUGUAUAAUAAAUCUCCUCUUCAUGCCCCAAACAGUGUGUUGACUCCCGUGUGUGUGUGUGUGUGUGUGUGUGUAAAAGGAUGUGUGCUUAUCCACAUGAGAAUCAAGUCCUU
Messenger RNA from Rhineura floridana, 3677 nucleotides. It is a transcript of the gene FAM234B, whose product is annotated as family with sequence similarity 234 member B. NCBI's taxonomy places the organism in Eukaryota, Metazoa, Chordata, Lepidosauria, Squamata, Rhineuridae. Gene Ontology annotation, molecular function: protein binding. The transcript is spliced from 13 exons. The record is from RefSeq and is a predicted model, not a curated record. Bases 119 to 1975 code for a protein of 618 amino acids.